CAUUAAAAAAAGAUAAAGAUAAAGAAGGUGAAGAUAAAGAUAAAGAAGAUGAAGAUAAAGAUAGAGAAGGUGAAGAUAAAGAAGAUGAGGAUAAAGAUGAAGACGAAGAAGAAGCAGCAGAAGAAGAAGGAACAGCAGCAGCAGAAGCAGAAGGAGCAGCAGCAGCAGAAGCAGCAGGAGCAGCAGCAGUAGAAGAUGAAGAAGCAGCAGAAGAAGAAGUAGCAGCAGAAGGAGAAGCAGCAGAAGAAGUAGCAGAAGGAGAAGCAGCAGAAGAAGCAGGAGGAGAAGCAGCAGCAAAAGAAGCAGACACAGAAGCAGCAGCAGAAGAAGCAGCAGCAGAAGCAGCAGCAGCAGCAGCAGAAGAAGAAGAAGAAGAAGAAGAAGGUAAAGAAUUAGAGUUAGAGAUAGCAGCAACUGCUGCUGCUGCUGCUGCUGCUGAAGUCUUGUUGUUAUACAUUUUCUUAGUUUGUUAUUAUCGAAAUAAAUAA
Molecule: messenger RNA, 488 nt
Organism: Eimeria acervulina
Lineage: Eukaryota; Apicomplexa; Conoidasida; Eucoccidiorida; Eimeriidae
Exons: 1
Source: RefSeq, a predicted model, not a curated record